AUGGACCGAGAUUGCCAGCAUGAUGGGAGAAGGGCGCACCGGAGGUGCUGUGAUACACCACUUGGCCGAGCUUCGCAUCCGCAUGGUCACUCAAUGCCUCUGUGUCCCACCUCCCUAAUCUCGACCUCUGCCUCAAGUGGCUCGAAGGCGAAGGCUACUCCUACCAAGAAUGGCAACGCACAACCCACUCCAAAUUUAACCAAGUCUACUCCUGCGAAGCCGAAAAGGGCAGAAAAGGAAGCCGCUCCAGGCUCCGAUGAAUCCGAGGAGGAAGAGGGUUCUUGGAACAACGAAGACUCGGACGAGGAAUACGGAAAGCCUCGUGCUAAGCGUGCCAAAUUUGAUGCUAAGGGCCCAAUGCGUCGUAUGAUAAAGACGGAGAAUUGUGACGAAGAGGAGGAUACUCCUUUCAGAGCUCUCAAGCACAAGCAUCAGAGCUCCAAGUCCUUUUCUCGCGAUCUUUCCGCGUACGGAACAACUGACAUCAACGGCCCAAUGCGUCGUAUGAUGAAGAGUCGUAUGAAAAAGACGAAGAAUUGUGACGAAGAGGAGGAUACUCCUUUCAAAGCUCUCAAGCGCAAGCGCAAGCGUCAGAGCUUCAAGUCCUUUUCUCGCGAUCUUUCCGCGUCCGGAACAACUGACAUCGACGGAAAGCCUAUCAACGACUACAGCGAUGUCGAAGAUGAUACCAAGGAGGAGAUUGUCGCCGCUGGCGCCCCUUGGCUAGCUCUCGAGGAUGACUACGUUAGCCAUCCCAAGACUGGGAAGAAGACUCCCUACAAAAAGAAGAGCUUGGUAGUAUCUCUGCCGACGACUCCUUACAAGACAAGCAUGGUAGGAACCGUCAAGGAGGAGGAUACAAGCGACAUGAGCGGUGGCGAGGUCGAUAACGAGAGCGAUGACGAAGUGGUAGGCGGUAGGGUCGAGAGUUACGUCGACGGUUCUCACGUCUUCAGCAACCAGGACAUGGAUCACGAAUUCUCCAAUUCCCCUUAUAACCAGAACUUCGAGGAUCUUGCUGCAGCUCAAAUGGAACCAGCAUCCGGCACAAUGGAUCACAAUGGCAUGUACAAAGACUCGUACCAUGAUAGGCCACAAGUCACGCCCUCCAACGGCGAUUCGUACCAAGGUCGUCAGACUUUCGUAGAUGCCUACAACAACGACUACAACAAUCCUUCUGCUGGUAUGUUCGAGAAUGAUGGAUUGGGUCAGAGCCAGGCAAUGGAGCACCCCGAAGGGUUCGGAAGCAGCGAUGGCGGGAACUUUACCUUGGGCCAGAUCUCCACCAACUUCAACCAACAGAGCGCUGGCGGUUUCGGAGCCAUGAAUGGUGGAUUCAUUGGAGGAACCUUCGACAACAACGGAGGUGUCGAUAACGAUUCGUUUGGAAAUGGCGCAAUGUCCAAUGGCAUCAUUCAGCCGGAUGCUUCUGGUUACCAGACCGGCAAUGGUUAUGGUGCAUCUUCCAACUCCUUCGACAACAGCGUUGGCGGUCUUCCUCUCUCCAAUGGUCACCACCAUCCUCAGAAUCUGGUACAUCAGCUGGAGUGGGUUUCAGCUAAGGAUACGUCAGCAUUUGCCAUUUUGAUCUCGGAUCCUUUGACGAUACCCAACCCCGACUUCUCCACAAACGAUGACACCGCUGGACUCUUCAACGUGGGUCACUUCGAUGGUAAUUUCGUUGGUGAUGGCAUGUUCGUAAACGACCUUCAUGGCAACUGA
Molecule: messenger RNA, 1722 nt
Organism: Letharia columbiana
Lineage: Eukaryota; Fungi; Ascomycota; Lecanoromycetes; Lecanorales; Parmeliaceae
Exons: 2
Coding region: 1-1722 (573 amino acids)
Source: RefSeq, a predicted model, not a curated record